AACAACAAUAUAGGCUACUGUUCUAGUCGCGGUUGGUGUAAUAGGCGUAAUUGCUGUAUAUUUUUACCUUGCCCAUCUGGAGAAGAAGCGACUGGGUUAUUCGGUGCAUCCGUGGCGGCCAUGGAUAGUCAAGCUGAAAACCCGCUGGUCUCGAUCAAAGUAUGCCCGCGCACCUAACGACAACUCGGACGAGUCAGGCCGACGAAAUGGCGCGACUUCAAGUGAAAUGUCUCGAAGCUCACGACCUACAACUGGCGCCGGAACAACCAAUGGUGUUGACCGGAAUACGUCUAUACGCUCUAUCAUGACCCUUCCCGCCUAUGCCCCGGCUCCACGGCCUACCGAACAGAUCCUCGGACGAGAAGGUGACCGAGCCGGCAUUGAUGUAGUCGUCGAAUAUCCAGAGACGGCAGAAGAAGAAGAAACCCGCCGCGAGCAACAAAUGUCCUCACUCUACCAGAUCCGGCUUGCCCGCCGAGCUGAGGCCGCCGAGCGGGAAGCACAACGACGGCUCCGUCGAGAAGCCCGCUCACGAGGCGACAACACAACCCUGGAAGAAUUGCGAGUUCGAAGCCGACUACGUGCCGAAAGCGCCAGUUCUGUCGGCGGCAACGGCGGGCCAGGAGCCAGCACGACCAGCUUGAGCUCGGCGUCGCUGAUCCAGGAGCACGCCGCUCGAGAGCGGGAUCGGAGAAUCCCUUCUGUGAGCUACGCGGAUGUUGGUCUGGCGCGGCAUGACGGCAGCCGCGUGAGAGCAAACUCGAACGACUCAGACAGGCCACUGCUCACAUCUGUUGCCUCGACCGGUGCGCGAAGUAGAUCUGGAUCAAAUCUCGCAUGGCACGACCGCACGCGGUCCGCAACGUCCGUCUUGUCGUUAUCCACAACCAAUUCAGGAGGAAACGGGAACCGCCCGCCCAUGGGCGACCCCAACGGAUCCGACUUUGAGGAAAUUUCCUUGCAACCGACCUUGGCCAGCUCGCAUGGCACGCCACCUGAAAGCGACAUUGCCGAGGCUCGAAGCCUGAUACAUCCAGACGAGCAUCCCCCAGAGUAUGAGCAUGUUGAUUGGGGAGAUGCGCCUCCGUAUGAACAUGACAAUGAUCAUUUCCACGACAUUCGCACCAGUGAUGAUGUGGAUGGUGACGAUGACGAUGAGGAUACACCUCUUGGCACCGCCAGCAGGAGUGCUAGUGAUAGCAGCAGCAGCAGCAACCACCAUGAUACACAUCGAGAGUCGACAUCCCAGCCACCUGUUCUUCCUGCCUUGCAUACUCUACCCGCGAUUGAAAUCACGGGCACAACACCCGCAAGCUCGGCUCCCCCUACGCCAGUCUCACCUCAUUCUAGAGAACCGAGAGAAAUGUCAUAGUCCUUUUUAUCCAUUUUCCCUUUUCCCCUCUCUUCUUCUCCUUUUCCUUUUUCCCUCUCUGUCCUCCUCCUCUUUUAAUCCUUUCUUCUUCUUUUUCCUCUCAUGUUUCAUUUUCUAUUUCUCCUCGCCUUUUGGCCGCUUUGCAAGGUAUCGAGCGUCAUGUCCACUUUUGUUUUUGUCAUUCUUCUUCUUUUACUACUGUUCCUAUUACCCCUUUCAAAGUAAUUGUCAUGCCGUUUUCAUUUGAAUCACUUUCUUUUUUUUUGGUUUUACAUUUUUUUGGUUUUACAUUCUUGGGAAUCAAGCAGAGCUGGUAAAAACUUACCGCUAGCUAGUCGGGAAGAGCAUGUGGUGUUCUGGCGCUUCCCCUUUCGCUUUUCGUCUAUCAUUCUUUUCUUCGUUUGUUUUGUUGUGCGCAUUUCAUUCGUAAACCACAUCUUGUUUCUUUUUUUUUUUCUCUCCUCA
Molecule: messenger RNA, 1837 nt
Organism: Xylona heveae TC161
Lineage: Eukaryota; Fungi; Ascomycota; Xylonomycetes; Xylonales; Xylonaceae
Exons: 1
Coding region: 227-1372 (381 amino acids)
Source: RefSeq, a predicted model, not a curated record